Molecule: messenger RNA, 594 nt
Organism: Dictyostelium discoideum AX4
Lineage: Eukaryota; Evosea; Eumycetozoa; Dictyosteliales; Dictyosteliaceae
Gene: med9
Exons: 2
Coding region: 1-594 (197 amino acids)
Biological process (GO): regulation of transcription by RNA polymerase II
Cellular component (GO): mediator complex; nucleus
Molecular function (GO): transcription coregulator activity
Source: RefSeq, a predicted model, not a curated record
AUGGCAACCCCAACAAAUAAUUACAACACAAUUGUUGGAUCACCAAUGCCAACUGCAACUACAGCUGCAACAACAACAACAGUAACACCAACGCAAAAAGAACUUAAUAUAGAAGAUCUUCAAUUAUUUCCAUCAAUUUUAGAUAUAAUUUCAAGAAUUAAAGAUGAUGAAAUUGAUUUAAUUAGAGCAAUUAAUUUAGCAAAUGAAACACGAACAAAAACAAUUGAAACUUUAAAUAAAUUACCAGGAAUAAAUAGAUCUUUAGAAAAUCAAGAGGAAUUAUUAAAAACAUAUAAACAAACUUUAAAAAAAAAAGUAGAAUUAUUGGAAAAAUUAAAGAAAUUGGAGAUAUUUGAAAAAUAUAAUAAAAUAAAAUCUACUUCCUCACAAUCACCACAGAUUCAAUCAAAAUUAGAAUUACAAACAGAACUAUCACAAACAGAACCAUCUCAAACAGAACCAUCUCAAACAGAACCAUCUCAAACAGAACCAUCACAAACAGAAUCUUCACAAAUAGAAUCAUCACAAAUAGAAUCAUCACAAACCGAAACUGAGAAAUCAAAAGAAACAACAGAAGAUAUAAUGAAAGAAUAA